This is a messenger RNA of Erigeron canadensis, 1425 nucleotides long. Its product is annotated as germacrene A hydroxylase-like. Lineage: Eukaryota; Viridiplantae; Streptophyta; Magnoliopsida; Asterales; Asteraceae. Gene Ontology annotation, molecular function: heme binding; iron ion binding; oxidoreductase activity, acting on paired donors, with incorporation or reduction of molecular oxygen. The record is from RefSeq and is a predicted model, not a curated record. Bases 58 to 1425 code for a protein of 455 amino acids. The transcript is spliced from 2 exons.
CCACCACAACCAUGGAAGCUCCCUCUAAUUGGACACUUGCAUCAUCUCUCUAAAGCAAUGCCACAUAGAUCUCUUGGGAACUUAGCAAACAAAUUAGGGCCAGUCAUUCGUCUUCAACUCGGACAAGUCUCUCUCGUCGUAAUCUCAUCUCCAGAUUUAGCCAAACAAGUCAUGAAGACGCACGAUUUAAGUUUUUCAAACCGUCCCAAGCUCCUUAGUGCUGAAAUCGUGGGAUAUAACUAUAAAGACAUUGUUUUCUCCCCUUACGACGGCUACUACAGACAAAUGCGUAAAAUAUGUGUCAUGGAGCUUCUAAGUGCCAAAAAGGUCCGGUCUUUCGAAUCAAUUCGUGAACAAGAGUCUUGGGACCUCGUUCAAUCAAUACAAAAGCAAUUGAUGGGAUCAAAAACAAUAAUCAACAUCAAUCUUACUAAGAUGAUUGUAAGGAUGAUGAGUGACGUCACAUUUAGAGUUUCCGUUGGAAGUAGAUGCAAGGAUCAGGCGACGCUCCUGGCACUGGUUGUUGAAAUUCUAUCUUUAUCUGGUGGUUUUGACGUGUCUGAUCUUUUUCCGUCAUACAAAUUACUUCAUUUAGUCACUGGUAUGAGGAACAAGCUAGUGAAGAUACACAAGAAGAUUGAUAAGUUGUUUGAUGACAUCAUCUCCGACCAUCAACAACUUCGUGCAAGUGGCCAAAUUAGUGAUGAUACAGAAGACGACCUUCUUGAGGUUCUCUUGAAGCUCAAAGAAGAUGGUGGCGGGCUUCAAUUUCCAUUAACUUCUGAAAACAUCAAAGCAGUUAUCUUGGAUAUGUUUAUUGCGGGGACAGAUACUGCAUCUGUGACUAUCGAAUGGGCAAUGCUAGAACUAGCUAAAAAUCCAAGUGCAAUGAAGAAAGUGCAGACUGAGCUGCGACAGACACUCAAAGGGAAAAAAAAGAUCUACGAGGCAGACAUUCGUGAGCUUGACUGCUUAAAACUAGUGAUAAAGGAAACGUUAAGGUUACAUCCUCCUCUUCCAUUACUACUCCCUCGAGAGUGUCAGGAGAAGUGUGAGGUUGGGGGAUACCAUAUUCCGGCUAACACAAAAGUUAUCAUUAAUGCGUGGAAGAUAGGAUGUGAUCCAAAUAACUGGAGUCAUCCUGAAAGUUUUAUACCUGAUAGAUUCUACGAAAACUCAAUUAACAUGAUGGGAGUUGAUUUUGAAUUUCUCCCAUUCGGAGCUGGCAGAAGAAUGUGCCCAGGCAUAAAUUUAGGGUUGGCUAAUGUGGAACUGCCUUUAGCAAGGCUACUUUACCACUUCAAUUGGGAAGUCCCGAUUAACGCAAAAUCUCAAAGUAUUGAUACUAGUGAGGUUUUUGCGGUUGUUCUUAGACCAAAACACAACCUACAUUUGAUUCCAAGUGCAUACAACGUUGAUGAGUGA